Sorghum bicolor (sorghum) is the source of this 2816-nucleotide messenger RNA. Its product is annotated as protein NRT1/ PTR FAMILY 5.10. NCBI's taxonomy places the organism in Eukaryota, Viridiplantae, Streptophyta, Magnoliopsida, Poales, Poaceae. The record is from RefSeq and is a predicted model, not a curated record. Gene Ontology annotation, biological process: oligopeptide transport; transmembrane transport. The coding region runs from base 543 to 1967 and encodes 474 amino acids. The transcript has 2 exons. Gene Ontology annotation, molecular function: transmembrane transporter activity. Gene Ontology annotation, cellular component: membrane.
UUGGUCAGAUAUGUGGUUGGAGGAUCAUCACAUGCAUGCAAGCAGAACAUCCAUACGUGUAAGCAUGUAACAGUCCAUAUUUGUAGGCAGCCAGAGGCACGAUGCGAAAAUAAUGGUCCCCUUUGGCUAAAGAUACACCAUAGAGACAAACCCUCCUGCCGAUCUGCUCAGCUCUUCUAACAGUCCGUCCCAGCUCUCUCUUCCGAUCGAUCGAACUGACGCGCGAGUGAGUUUCUUCUUCAGCUCCGGCGACGACGACGGCUUGGAUCCUGCACUGCAUGCCUCACGAUGAGAACCGGCAGCUGGAGAUCAGCCAUUUUUAUAAUAGGCAAGUCAAAAGUUUCCUCCAUCAGUUCGUCGAUCACAUCGUAGUACAUAUAUGAAUUGAAGUGCAUGCAUGCAUACAUGCAGUGGCGGAGAUCGGUGAGCGCUUCGCCUUCUACGCCGUUGCCGCCAAUCUGAUCACCUUUCUAACGGGACCGCUGCAAGAGGGGAUCGCCGCCGCGGCUGCGGCCACCAACGCGUGGAACGGCACGGCGCUGAUGCUGCCGCUGCUGGGCGGCGCCAUUGCCGACCUGUGGCUCGGAAGAUAUCUCACCAUUAUCUUGGCGUCGCUCCUCUACACCCUGGGUUUAGGCCUACUGGCCGUGUCAACCUUGGUUGGCCAGCACUGCAACACCGCCACCACCGCCGGCGAGAAGUGCCCGCCGCCGCCCACCGUCCAGGUGACCCUAUUCUACGCGUCGCUAUACAUGGUGGCCGUCGGCGAGGGCGGCCACAAGCCGUGCACGCACGCGUUCGGCGCCGACCAGUUCAGCCAGAGCGACCCCGGCGAGUCCGUCUCCAGGGGCUCCUUCUUCAACUGGUGGUACUUCGGCGUGUGCGCCGGCACCGCCGGCACGCUCCUGGUCGUCAGCUACGUGCAGGAGAACCUCAGCUGGGGCCUCGCCUUCGCCAUCCCGUGCGCCGUCAUGGCCUUCACCCUCGUCGUCUUCCUGCUGGGUACGAGGACGUACCGGUACGCCGACACGAGCGGGACACGGAACCUGUUCGCUCACGCCGGCGAGGCUUUCACUGGCUGGCGGCGGCGGCAGCGGCGGCGGCAGUGCAUGCCCAGGGCUUCACACCGAGGCGUCGGGGUGUCAGCCCAAGAGCUGGAGAUCAGCAGAGUCGACGAGGAGGCGCAGGUGGCGGCGGCGACAACGACGACGAACGCGGCCGGGGAAGCCAAGGACGUCCUCCGUCUGUUCCCGAUAUGGGCGAUGACGCUGGUAUACGCCGUGGUGUACUCGCAGUCCAUGACGUUCUUCACGAAGCAGGCGGCGACCCUGGACCGACGCGUCGGCGAGGUGGUCAAGGUGCCGCCGGCGGCGCUGCUAUCAUUCAUCAGCAUCAGCAUCAUGGUGCUCGUCCCAGUCUACGACCGCGUGGUCGUCCCGCUGUCGCGCCGGUACACCGGCAGGCCGUCGGGGAUCACCAUGCUGCAGCGGAUCGGCGCGGGGAUGUUCCUCUCCGUCGUGUCCACGGUGAUCGCGGCGCUCGUCGAGGAGCGCCGUCUCCGGGUCGCGCGUGACGCCGGGCUGACCGACAAGCCCAAGGCGCAGCUGCCCAUGAGCCUGUGGUGGAUGGUGCCGCAGUACGUCGUGUUCGGCGCCGCCGACGUGUUCGCCAUGGUCGGCCUGCAGGAGUUCUUCUACGACCAGGUGCCUGACAGGCUGCGCAGCAUUGGGCUGGCGCUCUACAUCAGCAUCUUUGGCAUUGGAAGCUUCGUCAGCAGCGCGCUCGUGUCAGGCAUCCACCGGGCGACGGCGGCGAGCGGCCAGAGCUGGUUCUCAGAUAAUUUGAACCACGGCCACCUCGACUACUUCUACUGGCUGCUCGCCGCGCUCAGCGCCCUCCAGUUCUUCGCCUAUGUCUUUUUUGCCUGGAGAUACAAAUAUAAGAACGUUGGAGACGAGCACAUGUGACAUAGUAUUAGGAUGUAAAUGACAUUUUUCUUCCCUAUUAAUUGCGCUACCUAUUACCGGAGGAUGUAAAUACGUAGUAUAGGUGAUAUGAUACCCAUUAGUGGAGGAUGUAAAUGACCACAAACCAUUAGAGCAAAUAACACUGGUGAGUUCACUAGCCAUUUUUUCCUAGAUCGUAUGGCAACGGGUUCGGGCCAGGGCAGGACCCGGGAGGCGAGGGCAGGUCUAAUUUCCCCCAUGUGUCUGCGGUUUUGUAGCCUUAAUCGAGACGGGUUACCUAUCUGGCUCGCUAAAUUUUGGCUAGCUGAUGUUGAUUUAUUGUAGGAGGGAAAAAAUAUUUCUUCGCUAAAAAAUUAGUGCCAAUAAAUUGAAACGAAUAGGUCAAUUUUUCUCAGCGGAUGGCUGAUAGAGCCUCAAGAACUAAUGUGUUGUAUAAAUUUGGCCCAUCAACGGUAAGGUGCUGCCUAACUAAGAUUUUAAAAACUAACAUUUUGACACCCAUGUAUAUAAAGGCAACUGGACACCUUCCAUCCCAAAUCCUAAACUCCCCGGGCGCUGCUGCUAGAAGCAAGGCUCCUCCGCUCCUUUCUAUUGAGCGACGAGCGUCGGACGGCCGGAGGCCCAACUCCGCCGGCCGGGCCACGUCACUGCCCCGUCACACCGCGUGCUUGCCCCUUCUAGACGUCGGUGGCGAGGCCCACAUGUGUCUGUUUUAAAAGUGUUUUUUUUUUAUACAUUUUUUUGGAUGGAUGGAUGAGAGACUUUUUAGUGGAGAAUGUUUUUUUUAUCUAGAAAAGAAAAAGACGAUGAAUUAGUAGGAUAGAUUAGUAGAGUAGAUAGAUAGAUGCU